CUAGUUUCAGGGUCUAUCUCCAGUUGCAGAGGGGUGAUCCAGCACGCCUGUCCUCCUCCUGUCUCUCCUUCUCCGUCCAGAGGAGGUUUCUGUUCCUCCACCCGUUCUUCUUCUCUUCCUUUGGACCCCCGGAUGCCUCGAUCCUUCUUCUUCUGUUUGCAGUGGCUUUGAUCGCCAUCUAUUCAUCCAAAAUCCCAAGACUUCGCUGUCCUUGCAGGAGAUCGUCCCUUCUCCUGGCCGACCCGAGCCUUCCUCAUCCCUUCCUCCCUUCAGCCCUGGGAUCAGCUGAUCGGGCGGACACAUCCAGCUAACCAAUAAGAAGCAAGCAUGACAGACAAGCCGGGCAUGCCGACGGGCGGCGGAGACGACGCCGGGAGCAUCAUGGUGCUGCUGGAGCGCGUGGCGGGCCUCAUGGACAGCGUCCAGACCACGCAGCAGCGCAUGGAGGAGCGCCAGCUGGAGCUGGAGACCACGGUGAAGACCAUCCAGACCGACGUCAUCAAGCUGACCAGCGCCCACGCCAACACCUCCUCCACCGUAGACCGGCUGCUGGAGAAGACCCGCAAGGUCAGCCGCCACGUCAAGGACGUCCGGGUGCGCGUGGAGAACCAGAACGUCCGGGUGAAGAAGGUGGAGGCCACGCAGGGGGACCUGCUCGCCAAGAACAAGUUCAGGGUGGUCAUCUAUCAGGUAGGAGUCCCUGGUGCUUCAUGGGUACUUCACGAGCAAUGA
Etheostoma cragini (Arkansas darter) is the source of this 732-nucleotide messenger RNA. Its product is annotated as caveolae-associated protein 4a-like. The transcript has a single exon. Lineage: Eukaryota; Metazoa; Chordata; Actinopteri; Perciformes; Percidae. Gene Ontology annotation, biological process: regulation of gene expression. The record is from RefSeq and is a predicted model, not a curated record. Gene Ontology annotation, cellular component: cytoplasm; caveola. Bases 328 to 732 code for a protein of 134 amino acids.